Messenger RNA from Branchiostoma belcheri (Belcher's lancelet), 2830 nucleotides. Its product is annotated as alpha-1,3-mannosyl-glycoprotein 2-beta-N-acetylglucosaminyltransferase-like. The coding region runs from base 248 to 1594 and encodes 448 amino acids. Gene Ontology annotation, biological process: protein N-linked glycosylation. Lineage: Eukaryota; Metazoa; Chordata; Leptocardii; Amphioxiformes; Branchiostomatidae. Gene Ontology annotation, molecular function: alpha-1,3-mannosylglycoprotein 2-beta-N-acetylglucosaminyltransferase activity. The transcript is spliced from 12 exons. Gene Ontology annotation, cellular component: Golgi apparatus. The record is from RefSeq and is a predicted model, not a curated record.
GACCUUCUGACCCUUGCUGAUUCUGUGUUGGAAAUCGACACAGUCAACGUGGACACGAACUAGUCACCGUCCCUCCUGCUGCUGUUUUGGUCCCGAUUUCCAGCCGUUUCCUCCAAGAUUCUGCCUCCCAACGCCGCCUACACACUCUAGACACAUUUCCGAAGAUAACCACCAUGCGACAACACCGUAGGUGACAAAACAAGUGCCUCGUCCCAGCUCUCUCCCGUCUCGCUGACAGGCGAUUGCGAUGACCAAACGCCGUCGCAUCGUCCUAUGGGGUGCCAUCGUUUUCCUGGCGUGGAACAUUCUCACCUUCUUCGUCGUGCACAGGCCGUCCACAGAUCAACAGGUCCCCUCCGAUUUGUUGAAGAAACUGGAAGCUCUGCAGUCUGAGGUUCAGCGUCAGAUGAACAACAAUGAGGCACUGCUCAGGGACCUCAAGAAACAGAAAGACCUGCUCAACAGGUAUAGGACCGGUAACGCUGGAGUACAGAUGGACCAAGGGGGGAGGGUGAACCACUCUGCACACAUCACACACAGACUACAGUCUCCUGCCGGCGAUGUGGUCAUUCCUGUACUGGUCAUCGCCUGUAACAGACCAACCGUCAGAAGAUCACUCGACCUGUUGGUCAAGCACCGGCCAAAUGAACACCAGUUUCCCAUCAUAGUGAGUCAGGACUGUGGCCAUCAGGAGACUUCAACUGUCAUCAAGUCAUACGGAGACAAAAUAGCACAUUAUAUACAGCAACCUGACCUGAGUGACAUCCCAGUCCCUCCCAACCAUAAGAGGUUACAAGGUUACUACAAGAUCUCCCGCCACUACAAGUGGGCCUUGAACCAAGUCUUCAACGGGCUUGGAUAUGGAAGUGUCUUAAUAGUAGAAGAUGAUCUAGACAUAGCUCCUGACUUCUUUGACUACUUCCUGAGCACGCUCCCACUGCUACAGCAGGACUCCUCUCUCUGGUGUGUCUCUGCCUGGAACGACAACGGAAAGGAACACAUGACAGACACCAACAGACAAGACUUGCUGUACAGAACAGACUUCUUCCCAGGUCUGGGCUGGAUGAUGCUGAAAAACAUCUGGGAUGAGUUAGAGCCCAAGUGGCCAGCCAGUUUCUGGGAUGACUGGAUGAGGCACCCUGACCAGCGGAAGGACCGGGCCUGUAUACGGCCGGAAAUCUGCAGGACCAGCACAUUCGGCAGGGUGGGGGUCAGCAAGGGCCAAUACUUUGACAAACAUCUGAAGUUCAUCAAGCUGAACACCAAGCCUUUUGAUUUUACUCAUACCGACCUUUCCUACCUCCUAAAGGACAACUAUGAUAGAAGAUUCAUUAGUGAAGUAUACAGAUCACCACAACUAACUGUUAAAGAAGUCAUCGCCAACCAACACGCUGAACACAAUGUUGUUAGAGUUCAGUACAAGACCAAAGAAGAGUUCAAGGGUUUCGCUAAACAGUUGGGCAUCAUGGAUGAUUUGAAGGCUGGUGUUCCAAGGGCAGGUUACCAUGGCAUUGUCAGCUUCAUGUUCAAAGGUCGACGGGUGCACCUGUCACCCCCCGCGGACUGGACACAGUACGACCCGUCCUGGAGCUAACACCACACAAACCAUGGGGAAAACAGCUCUCUGGACACUGCCACUUUACAUCACGGGGGAGCGUGUUUUGUUCUUGGGAAAAUAAGGUGCAAACCAGGACCAAGGAUACUGUAGGAAGAUGACCUUGCCACCCCUGCUUGAGGAAUGGUUUCAUCCAGCAUACACCUAGCUGUUACACUGACCAAUACUGGACAAUUCACCAAUGAAUCUUCUUCAAAAAAAUAUUGUGCUGUUAAUGUUUUUCCUUUAAAAAAAAUUAAAUAAAGAAGAAAAUUAUUAUUGAUAAUUCUGUUGAUCUUUCAUACUCAAUAGUGUUAGGCUCAGAAAAACACUGUUGGCUAAUGAGAAAAAAUCCACCCCAUUGCAAUGAAAUGGAACGAUCCACUCUCUGCCUUUGUAUAUGUUUUCUUGAAAAUUUCUUGUGAGAUUUUGACUGCCGGGUACAAGUGUCUUGUAAAGUGCAGUUCUUCUACAGGCUAAGUGUAUGUAUGUAAUGUUUUCAUCAAUAGAUUCAGAGAGAAUUUUCUCAAAAAUAAAAAGCCAGGGUUCACAAUGAUGUAAUAAUACAUAAGAUACCUGGCUUACAUGCAAUGUACAGUUGUUCUAUUUAUACUAAGAAUUGUAAAAAAAAACACAGGAUAGUCAAGGAUGUGCCCUGGUAAGCUGGCACAUUGGAAAAUCUUUUUAUAAACAGGACUUAUAUUACAACUGAUAUAGAAGGUAAAGUAAAGCUGAGCACAGUGAAAUGUAAAGGAAUGGAUAUGCUGAUCACAAAAUCAAAUUUUACUUAGUAGAAAUAUUAAUAUCAUUUAUGUACAACCCACGAAAAGUGCUUCAAAUAGCUCCUGCUUAAUAUUAGGUUUUAACAGCAAUGUAAAAGCAGUAUGUUGUUUCCAAUGUGACUUCAAGCAACUUAUUCUUUUAUGUUUAACAUCAUUACUAACUUCAUACUUGAAUAUCGAGCCUACCAUUUAAUGUGGUAAGUUUGUUAUGAGGUUGAAACCAAUGUACAUACCCAAAAUUUUCUUCUUUGUGAUGCUGUGCCAAUUUAGAUGAGUAAAAACUGUAUUAUUAUUGCAAACAGAAAUCCGGCUCUUUGCAUUAAGCAGCUAAAGGCUAAUGGAGAAGCUGUUUUAGAGUGGGAGGGGACAGAGAACUAAAGGUGCUUUCAUAAGGCCACAGCAAGUAAUUUUUAUGGAUGACAUCAGCGUGUGCAUUAAUUUUCGUCUGAUGUUG